UUUGGUUGAGCCAUAAGAUAGGAUAAGUGAUAGGUAGUCAAUCGUAUGAUUUUCGAAAAACUUUAUCAUGCCGUUUGCUAAUCAACCUACUAUAAAUAUUACAGAACUAACAGUGGAGAAUGUUAAGUUUUCUAUUGAAGACACCGAUUUGAGCAUGGCUAAUAGCUUGCGACGAGUAUGCAUGGCAGAAGUUCCAACUUUAGCUAUUGAUUGGGUACAAAUUGAUGCUAAUUCCUCUGUUUUACAUGAUGAGUUUAUUGCACAUAGAUUGGGGUUGAUACCUUUGACCAGUGAUGAAUUAGUCGAUAAAUUAUUAUAUACAAGGGAUUGUGAUUGCCAAGAAUUUUGCCCAAAUUGUUCUGUUGAAUUUACUCUAAAUUUUAAAUGUUUGGAUAACAAAACAAGACUUGUAACUUCUGCCAAUCUUUUAUCUAUAGACAACAAAUGUAUUCCUGUCACAUCAAAAAACAGAGAGGAUGAAUCUAAUGAAUACGGUGAUAUUGAUGAUAUAUUGAUAGUCAAAUUAAGAGUAGGACAAGAACUGAAAUUGAAAGCAUAUGCCAAAAAAGGAUUUGGGAAAGAACAUGCCAAAUGGAACCCCACUUGUGGAGUUGCCUUUGAAUAUGACCCGGAUAAUGCCUUGAGACACACACUAUACCCCAAACCAGAAGAAUGGCCAAAGAGUGAAUAUUCCGAAUUAGAUGAUGACACAUAUCAAGCUGAAUAUGACCCUAUGGGAAAACCAAACAAAUUUUAUUUUAACAUCGAGUCUACAGGAGCUCUCAAACCUGAAAAUAUAGUAUUGUCAGCAAUAAGCACACUAAAACGGAAAUUGACAGAUUUGCAAACACAAUUAGCACAGGAAAUACAAACAAACGCUCUCGCUAUCAAUUAAAAUGACAAAAAUUUUACCAUUUAUUAUUAUUACUAUUAGUGUUGAACUUUUUAUUCAAGGAUUAUAGGAAAAUAAAGUUUAUAUAAUAAUUUUUUUUUGGAUUCUAAUUCAAGAAUAUUUUUUUUUGCCUUAUCCUCGUAUCUUUUAUAAAAAGCCGUGUAUUAUGUUCCUGCACAAGUUGCCAUUGUAGGCCGUGAUAGGGUGGUUUUUUUUCUGGGAAUAGGAAUUCCAAUCUGAUCAUAAUCUCUUUUCCCAUUAGUAUUCUAUUGCUUAAUGUUUCUUAUCUUAAAGCAUGUAGCUUCUAUCGAUUUUUCUUUAAUUUAUUUUUUGCAUUAUUUUUUAUUAGGCGUCUAUUCAAAAAAAAAUCAUAGAAUAAUCUUAUGCAUUUCGCAAAGGAUUAAUACGCUAAUAUUUUUCUCCCCCGAGAACCUUUUUUGCUCUUAUGUUCCAAUUUUAUGGCUGGAAUGAAACCAUGAAUUGUCAUUAUCGAACCCGAAUCAGAACCCUUUUUAAAAAUUUAGGAUUUUAGAAUUUUGUUUUUAUAUUCAUUUUCAAUAUUAAAAGUAUUUUUUUCUUGUAGCCAUUUUUAUUUCAUUAUAUGCAAAAAUAUUUUUGUUUAUCAAGAUUUUGUAAAUAUUUAACUAACAAAUAAUAUAUUUUUUAAGAUUGUACAUAUUACUUUUUUUUGAUGAAUAAAAUAAAUAAACAAAUAAUUGUAUUCAUCCUAUCACAAUGACCAUUUUCCAGGUUUAAACCUGUUUUCCCCCUUCAUCAACUUUUACGGUCUGCAAUAUUACUAUUUAUUCGUAAGGCCCCUUAUUCUCAUGCCAUUCGUGUUAUCACCUUCAUCCACGUUUCUUUGGUCUUCCUCAAGGCUUGAUCCCGCCAAAACACCUCAAUCUAUUAACACUUUGAUUCUAUUCCAAUCUAUUUUUUUUAGCAAUUCCUUGUUUUUCUCGCUCUUGA
Molecule: messenger RNA, 1861 nt
Organism: Gordionus sp. m RMFG-2023
Lineage: Eukaryota; Metazoa; Nematomorpha; Gordioida; Chordodea; Parachordodidae
Product: DNA-directed RNA polymerase II subunit RPB3-like
Exons: 8
Coding region: 68-895 (275 amino acids)
Biological process (GO): DNA-templated transcription
Cellular component (GO): RNA polymerase II, core complex
Molecular function (GO): protein dimerization activity; DNA binding
Source: RefSeq, a predicted model, not a curated record